ACCAGGACGGAGGCAACACUGCAGAGCACGCGCUAAUACACUGACACACGCUCAAACACACGGCUACUCCAAGACCCAGCCUGGCUUUCCUGUACAGUAAAGGACACGGUGCCUUUUAGGGUUCAUUUCUACUUUUCAAAGGUGUGUGUGCCCCACCCCACGCACCACCACGGCCCUCACGUGUGUGUUGCGCUGUUUUCCGUGUGAGCCGUCUUGGGCCGGCAGCCCCUUCGUGCACCGCGCACCAAGCCCGCCUAUGCUCACCAUGACGCGCUCCAAAACCUUCCAGGCUUACCUCCCUACAUGCCACCGGACCUACAGCUGCAUCCACUGCCGUGCACACCUCGCCAACCAUGACGAGCUCAUCUCCAAGUCCUUUCAAGGAAGUCAAGGCAGAGCUUAUCUUUUCAACUCUGUGGUGAAUGUAGGUUGUGGUCCAGCAGAAGAGCGAGUGCUCCUCACCGGCUUACACGCAGUAGCAGACAUCUACUGUGAGAACUGCAAAACCACGCUGGGAUGGAAAUAUGAGCACGCCUUUGAGAGCAGCCAGAAGUACAAGGAGGGUAAGUUUAUCAUCGAGCUGGCCCACAUGAUAAAGGACAAUGGCUGGGACUAAGGGCUGAGAGAGCCUUAAUGGAGUAUGGAUGAAGCCAGUUCAGAUGCUGGCUGUGCGGGUAAACAAGUGACGCUGGUUUCAUGUCGCCUUCUCUCUUGUAUUCGAUUUAACAUUUCUCCCACACACUCACACACACACACAAACACUCCAGGGUUGCCGGUGAAGAGUCAGCAGUUCUGAAUAAGGCACAGAGGAGAGGCAAGCCUAGGAAGAGUGUACGUGUGUGUAUGUGUGUGCAUGUGUGUGGACAUCCCAGCUGAAUGAAUGAACAUGUGAAUACAUCCAACAACAGGUGUGUAGACAUGUACACUCACCAAGAUAUAUACACUGAGCUAGUUAAUUGCAUGUCCCACCUAUCCGAGCCCAAGACAACCCAAUGUGUUUGCAUGCAUCUGGGUUCUGCACCAAACUCGGCAGGGCCGUGGUAUCACAGAGGUGAAGAGUUUAUAUAGGAGAGUGCUACGGUGAUUAUCCCAAAUCCAGCUGAGUUUGGGUGCUGCCAGCUUUGGCCAACAAUGACGAGUCCCUGAAUGGGCCUCUGAUGGAGACAGCCAAUGAAAGAGGCCCAUAUGAGGGGUAAAACUAAUCAUAUAGGGAAGCAGCGCUUUCUAUUGAGCCCUCCCCGUCUCACUGUUUAUAAGAUACUAACAUCUUAUCUGGCUCAGGCCCUUCUUCUUCUUUGCCCUGACAUACAAAGCUGAAUGUUAACCAGUGUACAUAACUGGACACAUGGUGUUGUAUUUGGAUGGAAAAAAAUCUGUAUUCAGCGUUAUCCAUUAGCCGCCUGUGCUAGUCCUGCUUAUGUGUGUGAUUAUAUUUUAAUAAGUACUGCUGGGCAUGAGGACGAGGUUUUCAGAGCUUUCUCACAUGAUGUGAGAGUACAAUACUGCCUCCUUCUAACAAGCAUUUUAUAACUGCAUAAUAACUCCACAGAUUAAAGUCAGUUAAUUGUGACACCUUGGCGGUGCCUCCACAUCAACCAAAGAAGCUGUCCAUCUAUAAGUAGUUAAUUAAACAGUAAGUGGGCUGUAGUGACACGAAGAGCUCUGGAAAUUGCAAUGACCAGCAUUAACUCUCGCAGCGUGGCAUAGGCAUUCCCAAAAAUGACUAACCAUUUUCAUUGGUCUCAUGGUACCAAUAUGCAGUGAAUGCAAAUGCAUUUAGUAAAAUAAAAUAAAUUAGGGAUGCACCGGUUGUGAUAUUUAAAAUAACUAUUCGGCUGAUACUUGUAUGUUGUUGUAACUUAUUACCUAUUUUGUGCCAGGGGAAACAAAGAACACCUUCUUUAUUAUAUAUAUAUACACCUGGUUUUAAAGUUUGAGCCUUUCAUCACACUAUAUUUUAGUGAGCACAAAUUUUAUCAUUUAAAUUCAUGAAACAGCCUGUAAUAUAACCUUCUUUCACAAGACAGAUUGUCAAAAAUGACUGAAAGCCUCUUUAGCCUCUUACUGACCUACUCAAUGAGAAGAACUGUCAGUACUUCACAGAGGUGGGCAAAAUACACUAAUCAUGUACUUGAGUGAAAGUAAAGAUACUCUAUGAAAAAUAGGAUGCCCUCCAAUUCUAAUUAUACUUGAGUAAAAUUUCAAAAGUAUUUACCAUCAAAUUUACUUAAGUAUUGAAAGUAAUGAGCUUGUAUUAGUGUACAAUAGCCUCUCUCGCUCUGCUUUCUGAGUAUGGAUGUGCUGUUUUCAUCGUCGUCUGCAACUGUCUCCACUUCGGCAUUCAAACACCUGCUACAUGAUUGAGCAUUUCACAGAGGGAAGGCAAAUCAUGCAAUUUUGCAUAAUAACCAGCAGGUGGCGAUAUUACUUCUUCAAGUAAUACACACCACUGUGGUUGUUUAACACGAUGCCAUGCAGAAAUGUAGUGAAGUAGAAAGUUUAUAUAUUUAUCGUAGGAAUUAGUGGAGUAAAAAAAAAAGUAUCCGCUAAUAAAGAUACGCAAGUAAAGCACAGAUACCAUAAACAUGUACUUAAGUA
This is a messenger RNA of Clarias gariepinus (North African catfish), 2598 nucleotides long. RefSeq names its product yippee-like 2b (gene ypel2b). Lineage: Eukaryota; Metazoa; Chordata; Actinopteri; Siluriformes; Clariidae. The transcript has 5 exons. The record is from RefSeq and is a predicted model, not a curated record. Bases 257 to 616 code for a protein of 119 amino acids.